Molecule: messenger RNA, 1185 nt
Organism: Meloidogyne enterolobii
Lineage: Eukaryota; Metazoa; Nematoda; Chromadorea; Rhabditida; Meloidogynidae
Source: the annotation of a GenBank genome assembly
AUGAAGAUACUUUCUCUUUUUUCCCUAUUUGAAUUAAUAACUCUUGUUUAUUGCCAAUUUAAUCUUCCAAAUGAUUCAACAACAAUUUCAGUAUUGCCUGAAUUAACAACAACAAUCUCACCAUCUACAUUACCUGAAGUAACAACUAAUUUUGUAUUAACUGAUUUAUUUAAUCCAACAAACACAACAACAACAACGACAACAUUAUUUAAUGAUGAUACAAAUAAAACAUUGACAACAACAACUUCAAAAUCAAUCACUCCAUUCACUUCCCCAACAUCAACACCCUCAAAUGGAUUAAAUUUGCAAUUGAAAGUUGGGUUGCUAUUUGCUAAUGGUUCAAAAGAUUUACGAGCACAAUUUGGUUUUGGUCAAUCAGCACCAGCUAUUACUUUAGCAAUGCAAAGGGCUGCUAGUGAACAAUUAAUUAACAAUAUUAAUUUUAAUUUUACGUGGUUUAUGUGUGAUUGUGAUGAAGCUUUAGCCGCUGGAUACACAAACAGACUUUUUCUUAAUUUAAGUGUUGAUGUUAUUAUUGGCCCUCCAUGUGUUACCGCUGCCCUAAUGACUGGUUAUAUCUCUUCUUUUUAUAAUUUUCCUAUUUUUGUUUGGGGCGCAUCAGUUACUUCAAAAUUCAAUCCAAUUCCUACAGUUACAAAUAUUAACACAAAUACUGUUAUGUUAUCUAUGGGUGUCCAAGCAGUUCUGUCACAAUUUCAAUGGCAAGAAAUUUCUCUAGUUUAUAUUCCCGACAAUAUUGGAAGAGUUUGUACUUAUUUUAAACAAGAUUUUGAAUCUCUUUUAAAUAAUAAUCCGAAUAUAACUAUUGUUUAUACAAAACAAAUGGAUUCAACAUCUACUAGCAUGAAAGAUAGUUUAAGAAAAGUUAUGACGUGUUCACGAAUUAUUGUUUCUUGUUUUGAUUCUGCUGUAGAUCGACGUAAUUUCCUUUUAGCAAUGACUGAUUUGGGCUUAGUUGAAAGCUCUGAAUAUGUUUUGAUUGUUGCACAGUUGAAAAAUCAAGGAAUGUUACAAGAAAUAAAUUCUUCUGGAGCAAAUGGAGUUCAAUAUGACGGUAUUUGGAAGCAAUCAGACGGGUCUAACGAUGGGAGAGAUGCAGAUGCUUUAAAAGCUGCUAGAAGGUCAAUUGUUGUAAGUUUAGAUUUUUCUUCAACUAGGAAUUAA